This is a messenger RNA of Fusarium musae, 813 nucleotides long. RefSeq lists its product as uncharacterized. Gene Ontology annotation, biological process: positive regulation of transcription by RNA polymerase II. The record is from RefSeq and is a predicted model, not a curated record. NCBI's taxonomy places the organism in Eukaryota, Fungi, Ascomycota, Sordariomycetes, Hypocreales, Nectriaceae. Gene Ontology annotation, molecular function: protein dimerization activity; DNA-binding transcription factor activity. Bases 1 to 813 code for a protein of 270 amino acids. The transcript has 2 exons. Gene Ontology annotation, cellular component: RNA polymerase II transcription regulator complex.
AUGUCUAAUGCCGGAAUCACGAAGAAUCCACGCCCGAAGCGGAAGAACCGACCUCGGCCUUUGCCGCCCGAUGUCACGGCUAGGAACCUGGCUAUCGAGAAACAACGCCGAGGUGAACUAAAAGAAGAUUUUCUGGAACUGGCACGCCUGCUGCCCGACCUUGCCAAUACUCGGCGACUUACAAAGGUUCUCAUCGUAAACAAGAGCAUAGAGCAUGUGCGACAACAGCGCGAACUUUCGAUAGCCGCAGCUAGUGACAUACAAGAAAUUGUCGACCAGAACCAUCAGCUUGUCGCUGAGGUAAAUGCUCUACGUGCUCAGAUUGGAGGAUCAUCUAUGCCUCAAGCCCAGGUCAAGCCCAUGACCCAGGCUAUGACCCAACUAGCUGAAACAAAGAAUCACGUCUUCGGAACAUUCCCUGCAGGCUUUGGGGACAACUGGGCACAGGAAUACUCCCAAGUCCAGCAUGAGACAACCCGUGAAGCGGGCUUCUCGACCGAUAAUCCUUACGCACCCCCUCCCCAGCCAAAAGAGGUCAAUAUUACACCAGACACCAUGAAAAGCAGCCUAGAAACUACUCCGAGAUCUGCACCCGUGUCAGUAUACCAGGAACCGCAAGUGAACUUCAGCUUGUGCCUGAAUACAGUGGCCGAGCCUAGCUUUCCUUUCCCAGAUCUCCUGGAAGUCGACCAUUCUUAUUUGGAUGAUCCUUUAAUGGCGAGUUCCUGGACACAUGGAAUCCUUCAUGAGGAUUCGGAAUGGGUUGGUGGUCUCAGUGAAAGCGAUGUUUUAUCUUUUCUCACAAUAGUGUAG